Messenger RNA from Lontra canadensis (Northern American river otter), 2582 nucleotides. It is a transcript of the gene ATOH8, whose product is annotated as atonal bHLH transcription factor 8. The coding region runs from base 721 to 1701 and encodes 326 amino acids. Gene Ontology annotation, molecular function: protein dimerization activity; DNA-binding transcription factor activity. The transcript is spliced from 3 exons. The record is from RefSeq and is a predicted model, not a curated record. Lineage: Eukaryota; Metazoa; Chordata; Mammalia; Carnivora; Mustelidae.
GGGUGCAGAAGGUCCCUCAGAGGUCAGCUAGGCUGGGUAGAGAAGGCCCAGCUUGGAUCUGGGGAAGGGCCGAAGGGCCCAGAAAGCCACGUGCUCGGGGUAGUUCUGCCGGGGAGCGGACGGUCCUCUGGGGAAAAGAGAGCGCCCCGGACUUGAGGAGGGGCGUGGAGGGAGAGUCAGAGGAGGCAGGUUCUGGACAGAAGGGAUGGGGGUGGGGGGAGGUAGAGAGGACGCGGACAAAGGAGGCGGCCGGCAGCCCAGCUGUUUUGAAAAAUGCUUCCUGUUUCUUUAAAGGCUCUCGCGGCUCGGGCGGCCGGGGCUGGGGAGGCGGCGGCAGCGGGAGCUGCCUCCUCUCCGGGCGGCGGCGCUGACUGAUCUCGCGAACUGGGCUUCUGUGUAAACUGAGGCUAAACAAACACAGAUGGAGCGCAGCGGGCGUUCUCCAGAAAUGCUGGCAAGGCGGCAGCGACUUCAGAUGACACUCUGAGCGCUCCGGGAACGGACAGCCCGGCGGCUUCGCGGAGCCGGCGGCGCAGCUGCCCCGGGCGAGGGGGAGAAAGGGAGGGAGGAGGGCGGCGCGAGCAGGGGGGAGAGCCCGAGACUCCCAGGCGCUGAGCGCGGCGGCCGCCCGGGCAGAGCCGGCGCGCAGUGUGCAGAGCGAGCGCGGCGGGCGCGCGGCCCGGGCAGCCCCACGCCCCUGCCUCGCGCGCUGCCCGCGCCAUGAAGCACAUCCCGGUUCUCGAGGACGGGCCGUGGAAGACCGUGUGCGUGAAGGAGCUGAACGGCCUCAAGAAGCUCAAGCGGAAAGGCAAGGAGCCGGCGAGGCGCGCGAACGGCUAUAAAACUUUCCGAUUGGACUUGGAAGCGCCGGAGUACGGCGCCACCGCCACUAACGGGCUGCGCGACAGGACCCAGAGGCUGCAGCCGGUCGCGGCCCCGGUGCCAGCCCAGCUGGCGCCGGCUGUUCCUUCAGGUGGGGGCGCGGACCCGGCUGGGGAGCGCAGGGGCGCUCGGGCGCCGGAGGUCUCCGACGCGCGGAAGCGCGGCUUCGCCCUGGGCGCAGUGGGGCCGGGACUCCCCACGCCGCCGCCGCCGCCGCCGCCACCGCCACCACCGCCGCCGCCGCCGCCUCCGGCGCCCCAGGGCCAAGUCCCCGGGGGUCCCGAGGCGCAACCUUUCCGGGAGCCCGGCCUUCGUCCCCGUAUCUUGCUGUGCGCACCGCCUGCACGCCCCACGCCGUCGGCGCCCCCUGCGCCCCCGGAGUCUUCCGUGCGCCCAGCGCCCCCCACGCGCCCCGGGGAAAGUUCUUACUCGUCAAUUUCACACGUAAUUUACAAUAACCACCCGGAUUCCUCCGCGUCGCCUAGGAAACGGCCGGGCGAAGCGACCACCGCUGCGUCGGAGAUCAAAGCCCUGCAGCAGACCCGGAGGCUUCUAGCGAACGCCAGGGAGCGGACGCGGGUGCACACGAUCAGUGCAGCCUUCGAGGCGCUCAGGAAGCAGGUGCCGUGUUACUCCUACGGGCAGAAGCUGUCCAAACUGGCCAUCCUGAGAAUCGCCUGUAACUACAUCCUGUCCCUGGCGCGGCUGGCAGACCUCGACUACAGCGCCGACCACAGCAACCUCAGCUUCUCCGAGUGCGUGCAGCGCUGCACCCGCACCCUGCAAGCCGAGGGACGUGCCAAGAAGCGCAAGGAGUGACUGGUCCCAGGCUAGACCAAGGAUGCUGCUGUGCGCCUUCUUUCUGGUCAAGCCUGAGGAGAAGGUGAGCUCUCCAAAUCCAGCCUUGUCUUCUUCUCCAAGAUACCACCAGAUGCUCAGACCACUGCCUCUCAGGGUGGGGCAGGGGCACACCUGCCUCCCUCUCACCCUCCUGUCCCCCCUCGGCCACUCUGGUGACUCCGCACUUUGCCCUCUGCCUGGUGGGGAGGGGGAGAGCAAAGCCUUCCCCUUGCCCAGGGCUGCAGAAAUUCAUUGCCAAAGAUUCCACAGAGACACUGAACAAAUUGUGAGGACACCCCUCAAUGAGAAGCCGCACCAUUGCUCUAUGACUUAUGCUCCUCCUCUUGCCAAAGCCAUCCCAAGCCAAAGAUGAGUCAGCAAUGAUCCCACUGGAAACUCAUGGAAGGGAUGGACGUUUGGUGACCAUUGGAAGGGCUCGACCCUCUGACCUGGAACUCUCUUUCUACACUGGGCCCUGAGCCGGCUGGGUACAAGAUAAACUUUCUGGGGGUGGUGAGAGAGGGCUGGGGGCACUUGCAUGGAGUGGGAUAUGAGAUCCUGGCCCUCUUCUCGCCCUUGCACUGGCUGCCUAGGCCUCUGACCCUGAUUCUCAGUGUUCCCUGGGCCCAGGCUCCUUGGGCCCUGAGCAUCAAGGCAAAGGAGAAAGGGAGGAAAGAAGCAAUAUUGACCACCCUGUAUUCCACCCCAGGGAUUUGCCCCACCAAGGUCACCUAAAGUGUCUCUGUUGCCCAGCCAGGCCAGCCAGCCACGCCUUGCCUGUAGCUCUCACUCCUGGCUGGGAAAACAAGAUGGUGCCCUGCACGAAGGCCAGUAGUCUUUUCCCAGUUAUGCAGCAGGGA